AUGGCGCUGCAACUGAAGAACGGGGAUGCAGCGUACUACCAGAGUGCGGAUUACUGCAGAAAUUACACUUCGCCGCCUGUCAGCUACGGUGACAGCAGCCAUUAUCUUGCCCGUUUGCCAGGACAUGAGACCAUGUUGAAGCCUCCUCUGAGUCUCUUCAGCCAUCCCCAGCAGCCUUUCCACCACAUGGACUCUCUGCACCAGCUGGGACCUCCGCCAAUGGCACCUACGCAGCCUCUCGGCCCACCACCCCUUGCCCCUGCUCAGGCAAUUGGACCCCCGACUAUGGUUCCUACCCAGACUCUAGGCCCCCCUCCCAUGCCUGCUACUCACACGUUAAGACAUCCUCACAUUACUCCACCACACAGCUUAGGCCCCCCGCCGAUGGCCCCAGUUCAGCAUCUGGGUCCUCCACCAAUGGCACACACCUUGGGUCCCCCACCUGUAGAUCACACACAAGCAAUAGUGCCUCCCACCAUGGAACUCAUACAACCGUUGGGGCCUCCACCUCUGAAUCCUGCACAAGCACUGGUGCCCCCACCUGGGGUCGGCCGAUUCCCCCUCCCUCCCCGCCCCAUGUCCUCCCCUCCUGCUCCAGGCCCAGACCCUUCACACCUGCUCCCAAUGCCCCCAGGACCGGCCCUCAUACAAGCCCCGAUGUCCUGCCUUAUCCCUGGUCCUCUCCCGGGACAGGCAGCCCCAGCCAGCGAGCAGCCGCAGGAUGAGGGCUCUCUGCUGGGGAUGGAGGAGCAGGAAGACUCCCUGGGGUUGGGGGAACUGUGUAAACCACUGUACUGUAAACUCUGCAAUGUUACCCUCAACUCUGCACAGCAGGCACAGGCUCACUAUCAGGGGAAGAACCACAGUAAAAAGCUAAGAAAUUUCUACGCUGGCAGCCAGCAGCCUCCAGCCAUCAGGAUCCCAGAAGUCCUCGAGGCGACUGGCCAGACAUCCCUCUGCUCAGGAUCAAACGACAGUGACGCAGGCAGGCAGCAGGCGCAGUAUAAGGGGGCGACCCGGGUCAUCUUGGCCACAGAGAAUGACUAUUGUAAGCUGUGUGAUGCCUCGUUCAGUUCACUGGCAGUUGCACAGGCCCACUACCAGGGAAAGAACCACGCCAAGAAACUACGACUCGCUGAGGCCCAACAGAACUCCAAUAACAUGGAGGGCAGCAAUGAGGCAGCCCAAAGAAGAAACAGGAAAGAUGGCAGUGAAUACAGACUGGUGAAAAACCGCCGUAGCCCACAGCUUCCUGCUGCCAUGCCAGGGCCGUACUACAACCCCAGACCGAGGCAGCGCAUUCCCAGGGACUUGGCCAUGUGUGUGACUCCCAGUGGACAGUUCUACUGCUCCAUGUGCAACUGCGGAGCCGAGCAGGAGACAGACUUCAGGCAGCAUCUAGAGAGCAAGCAGCACAAAGCAAAGGUGUCGGAGUUAAGAUACCGCCACGAGAUGGAGAACCUCGGCUACAGCUAA
Messenger RNA from Anoplopoma fimbria (sablefish), 1476 nucleotides. It is a transcript of the gene zmat3, whose product is annotated as zinc finger, matrin-type 3. Lineage: Eukaryota; Metazoa; Chordata; Actinopteri; Perciformes; Anoplopomatidae. The record is from RefSeq and is a predicted model, not a curated record. The transcript has 6 exons. The coding region runs from base 1 to 1476 and encodes 491 amino acids. Gene Ontology annotation, molecular function: nucleic acid binding; zinc ion binding.